AUGGCCUGGACUGUGGUUUUAUUAUUGACAAUAUGUGUGUGUUUGACUUAUGGUCAACAGGAUUUAUAUUCCAAUGUCAUGGAGGGGUUACAUACUCUGCCAGAACAAGCAGCACAAAGCCGACUUCUCCAGUCACAGAUAAUGAAUUCGGAUUACACACAGCCGGGAGUUCGGCUUUUCUCUAUGAUCUCACAGCUGUCCCCAUUGAAUAGGGACAGCUUUCUUGAGUCUCUGGAAGCCUUGCUCCCCCUCCUCAGGACUAUAACCAAGUAUAAUGUCACAGAAACAUGCCUCAAUCACACCGAAAAAUACGUCAUGGGUUUAUUGAAUCGAAAGAUGUGGAGUCUCAGAAUGUUGGAUGCUGCAGGCAAGCCUGGAACUGGUCUCUUGAAUUUCAACUUGAACUGGUAUGGAUCUUAUGAAGAAUGUACAAAUAUCACUCUCCCAGAAUUCCGUGGAAAAUACUGCUCUGUUAACUUUCCUUUGGUUAAAUCUAGUGCAACACAAAGUCCUGUUGCUCUGGGAAUCAAAGCUGGUAUCAACAUUGGUGUUUGUAUGCCUAGUAGCUGUAGUGGACAAGAUGUUUCAAACCUCAUCAAUUCAGUGUUUUCUGUGACGGUUGAUUCUAUCAACAUUGGGAAUGCCAGUUUGGAUGCUGGACAAACUAUUUGUCAGGAAUAUGACCUGAAGCUAGAUACGAAAGCCAUUGUGGUGACGGUGAUAUCCAGUAUAUUCCUCGCCUUUUUGGUGAUUGCUACUUUGUAUGAUCUGGUGUGCAUACAAUGGCCAAAGGACAAACUCAAGGAAUACGAGGCACUAAAUGGUAUGCCUGCUUUCACACACAAGAUAGGUGCUAAUGAUGGAGAAACACAGCCUCUUCUAGGAGCCCAUAAUCCAGGAGAUGAAGAAACACCAGGAAUGCUGGUUAAGGUCCUGAUGGCCUUUUCCAUGUACUCAAAUGCCCGAAAGAUUCUGAAUACUCAUCAAGGUCCUGGUUCCAUCACCUGUAUUAAUGGUGUGCGCUUCCUGAGUAUGAGCUGGGUGCUGUUGGGCCAUACGUUUGCAUUUGGUAUAGGUGUUGCAGACAAUCUGCUGACAUUUUUACCAGCCUUUAUGAAAAGAUGGACAGCCCAUGUUAUAUUGAACGCCCUUGUGUCUGUAGAUUCAUUCUUCACAAUCAGUGGGCUCCUGCUGUCCUACCUUGUCCUGAAGGAAAUGAAGAAGAAGAAUGGCAAACUGAACUGGGGAAUGUUUUAUUUCCAUAGAUUUUGGAGACUGACACCACCAUACAUGCUGCUGAUGAUGGUCUAUGUACCUCUGUUUCGCUACAUGUUUCAAGGUCCUGAUUGGCUACAAGGUGGCACAGAGAAAAACUUCUGUGCUGACACCUGGUGGACAAAUCUGUUGUACAUCAACAACUUAGUACAUAAAAGUGACAUGUGUAUGGCGUGGUCAUGGUACCUUGCCAAUGACAUGCAGUUCUUUGUUGUCAGCCCAUUGAUGAUUGCACCUCUGUUCUUUGUCCCGACCAUUGGCAUCAUUGUUUGUAUGGUGUUUCUCCUGGCCAAUAUGAUUAUUUCUGGUGUCAUCUCCCGUACAGAGGACAUGCCUCCUUCAAUGUUAGGAGGGGGUGGAACACUCGCCGGUACCCAGGCCUAUUUCAAUGAUUACUAUAUUGUACCUUACUGUCGUAUUGGGACAUACGUGGUGGGCAUCAUCACUGGAUACAUUCUUUACAAGACAGAAUGUCGCUGUCGCAUCAACAGGUAUGUGAACCUCUUGUGCUGGGCAUUAGCAGCAGCAGUUGCAUGUUCUGUUGUGUAUGGCCUGUACAAUCCGAUAAAUGGCCAUCCGUUGAGUUUGGACGUGUCAGCCUUGUACAACGCCACCCACAAGAUAGCGUGGGGAGCCUGUUUAUGCUGGAUGAUCUUUGCUUGUGCCACUGGUAAUGGAGGUUAUGUGAACACAAUACUGUCGUGGAAGGCCUUCAUUCCCUUGAGUCGUCUGACAUACUGUGGCUAUCUGAUACACCCAAUCAUCAUGUUUGCCUUCUACUUCAGCCACCAAACAACUAUACACUUUGAUAACUUUACCCUGAUCAUGAUCUUUUUGGGAAUACUGUGUCUGACCUUCAUGUCUGCUUUUGUUCUCUCCCUUGCAUUUGAGGCUCCAUUUAUGGGUCUGGAAAAGGUUAUCUUCAGACGGGAAAGAUCAGAGAAGAAAUAA
This is a messenger RNA of Ylistrum balloti, 2226 nucleotides long. RefSeq names its product nose resistant to fluoxetine protein 6-like. The record is from RefSeq and is a predicted model, not a curated record. Gene Ontology annotation, molecular function: acyltransferase activity, transferring groups other than amino-acyl groups. Bases 1 to 2226 code for a protein of 741 amino acids. NCBI's taxonomy places the organism in Eukaryota, Metazoa, Mollusca, Bivalvia, Pectinida, Pectinidae. The transcript has 15 exons.